This is a messenger RNA of Nylanderia fulva, 1815 nucleotides long. RefSeq names its product neuralized-like protein 2. Gene Ontology annotation, molecular function: ubiquitin protein ligase activity. Gene Ontology annotation, biological process: intracellular signal transduction. The record is from RefSeq and is a predicted model, not a curated record. Lineage: Eukaryota; Metazoa; Arthropoda; Insecta; Hymenoptera; Formicidae.
GACAGUCACAAUCAGCUGUAGCAGUCACACAUCGCGCAUGCGUCGACAUAUGAUGCUCCGCUGAACGACUACAUUCACACAAAAAAAAACUUUUGGUCAUGGUGAUUUGCAAUCUUUGUUUGAUAACGAAUUGUUGUUCCGUAAACCCAAGAAUAUAAUCCAGAAUUAUUCUCGUGACGAGCUGUUGUAUCAACAUGUGAAUUCUACGAAACUACGCCUUUCGAAUCAGGCAAGGCGAUGACUCUGAAAAUUUGAUCGUUAACAAGGUUUUUACAGCGGCCGCUGAUUUCAUAUAAUCUGUCACCCUCAACUGUCAACUAUCAAGCCUCCACUCAUCUUUAUGAAAAAUAUUUGUUUCUCAGAUGUAAAUUAAACUCUUUUCGAAUGAAUUAAUAAUUGUUGAACACAAUCAUGAAAGUAAAACCUGUGAGUUUUGUUAAAUGAAAUUCGAAGAAACUCUCUGUAUUAAUUGACCGAAUAAGAUUAGGCAUGCACUUCAUGCAUCCUGCACUGCCACUUUUUGCAAUUUUUUUCGGAUAAGCAUAUCGUAAUCUUUGCAUUGCGCCAUCAUGAGUGAAGAGUUCAGGAAAAUAGUAACCAGAUUCCAUCCUAUUCACGGUGAGAAUAUUCUCCUGUGUGAGGAUAGCACAGUGGCAAUACGUACUACGAGUUUUGCCAAUUCAGUGGCUUUCAGUGAGAAGCCAUUGCAACCAGGAGAAAUCUUUCUCGUGGAAAUUGAAAAGACAGAGAGAGGAUGGAGUGGACAUAUGCGAUUAGGACUUACACUAAUUGAUCCUGCUUCAGUCAACAACAAUCUACCACAGUAUGCGAUGCCUAAUCUAGUUAGAUUAGGCAACACAUGGAUUCUUGCUAUAACUAGAAAUCAGACUAUCUGGGAUAACUUUGAUGGUGGUCUCUCAUCUACAUAUACUACCCUUACUGGUAUACCACCAGGGAUACCAGCCAGAGAAAAGAAAUUGGUCACAGAUGGAGUCAAUGUGCAAACGUCACGUGGCGUUAUUCCAUUCAAUGCUCUGAAACCAAACAUAGAUGGUUCCUCACAGUGCAUCUUGCCCACAGACGUUGGUAGUCGAAUUGGUAUCAUGUACGUACCACAAGCUGGUUGUCCUGAUAAGGCAGAGAUGCAUUUCAUCAUUAAUGGUGAAGAUCAAGGUGUAUGUGGAAAGGAUAUUCCCUACAAAGCAGGACCUUUGCGUGCAGUGGUGGAUGUCUAUGGCACCACGAAACAAGUACGAAUAGUUCAACUGUAUGGGGUAGUAUCAACGUUACAGAGCGCGUGCCGUGAUGCUAUACUGCAAUAUACCAAGAGGAACGCGGUUAAUCUGCUUCCAUUACCCAGACUAUUAAAGGACUAUCUGUUAUAUCAAUCGCAGUAAAAAUCAGCUCACAUUCCAUUUAUACAUACGUUUUUAUACAUAUUUACGAAACAUUUUCUGUUAAAUUCUUUUUCUCAAUGAUAUCACAUAACAUAUCUCUAAUGUUUAAUAUGUAUAUGUUUAUACAUAUAUAUAUAUGUGUGUGUAUAUAUACAUGUUCUAAAUCUUAAGUACAUGUUUUGUUUAUAUUGAAAGUAGCCGUUUAUUUAUCAUUUAAUGCAAAUUACUCUUUUAAUUUCUAAAUUUUUCUCUCUUUAAAAUUGUAAUAUUAAAUUAUUGUGUGUACAUAAUGUGUAAUGAAAUGUUUAUUGCUGCAUCGAGGAUAUCAGCAAAAUUGCAUUGAAAGUUUAAUUGUAAGUAUCAUUUGGACGUAACCAUGUUUAUUGGGUAUAAUAUAAUGCUAUACAUAAAAUUUAAA